GGAAUAGUAUGGUCACAUCUAGAUAAAAAAAUUAACAGAGUAAAUGUGUAUAAACACACUUCCUAUUCAUGGAAGUAUUUAUUCAUCAUCUACAUAUUCAUAUUACGUGUCUACGUCUGUGUACAGGAAAGUAUUAGUUGUAAGACGUAAGAGAAAAUGUAUCAGCUUAUUGUUAAAUAAUUAUGACGUUCUUUCCAAUACAAAAAGUGUAGUAACUAUUGUUUCCAAACUGCGUUACCCACUCCAGCCAGCAGAUGGCGAUGAGCGUCUUUCAGUUGACUCUUCUUGCGUGACGUAUAAUGGACUGGACGGACGCUCCUUCAGGAACAACAACACGGAUACUAUUUCAACCACGUCGGUAGCUUGCUAGCCAACAUAAAACUGAAAUAUUGACGUUUUAGGCCAUGUUAAUGUACAUUAGCUAAUCGCAGUGUAUAAAACACAUUUCAGUUGACGUUAACUUGAACCUAAUUUGCUUGUUCGAGUUGCAAAUGUGUUAAAGAUUGAUACUGAGCCUAGCACUAGGCUAUUCGCUAAUGCUAACUAGCUAGCUAACAUCCCUGACCAUGAGCUCAUUAAACUACUCAUCCCCUGCUAAAGAAGAGGAUGUCUGCUGUCCGGAGAAAGAAGCUCUGGCGCUGAACAUUGUCGUGAAAGACGAAGAGGAGGAGGAUAUUUCAGUGAAAGGAGAGAAAGAUGCUCUGGCGCUGGACAUUGUCGUGAAAGACGAAGAGAAGGAUAUUACAGUGAAAGGAGAGAAAGAACCUUUCAGAAUGAAAAAGGAGGAAGAGGAGGCUGUUAUAGGGAAAGAAGAGAAAGCAUCCUCUUCCUCUCUAAAAGGUUCUAUCUCAGUAAAGGUGAAGGAGGAAGACGUUUUGGGAGUGAAAGAGGAGGAGUCAGAAUAUCAGAUUAACACAGAGGAAAACCAAACUUGGAGGAACCAAAGACCUCCACAACAUCAAGACGACACCUCUGCUCCCAGAUCAAGUUAGGAAGCCUGAAAAGACCUGAGAGGACACACACGGGAGAGAAGCCAUACC
This is a messenger RNA of Oncorhynchus gorbuscha (pink salmon), 1040 nucleotides long. RefSeq names its product cilia- and flagella-associated protein 251-like. NCBI's taxonomy places the organism in Eukaryota, Metazoa, Chordata, Actinopteri, Salmoniformes, Salmonidae. The transcript is spliced from 2 exons. The record is from RefSeq and is a predicted model, not a curated record. Bases 567 to 992 code for a protein of 141 amino acids.